This is a messenger RNA of Telopea speciosissima, 2187 nucleotides long. Its product is annotated as pentatricopeptide repeat-containing protein At5g44230. Lineage: Eukaryota; Viridiplantae; Streptophyta; Magnoliopsida; Proteales; Proteaceae. The transcript has a single exon. The record is from RefSeq and is a predicted model, not a curated record. The coding region runs from base 29 to 1978 and encodes 649 amino acids. Gene Ontology annotation, biological process: RNA modification. Gene Ontology annotation, molecular function: protein binding; RNA binding; zinc ion binding.
CUCGAUUUGUAUCAAAAUCUUCAAAGCUAUGUUUGCGAUUUCCUGGAAUAAAACUGGUCUUUCACUCUGUUCUCGCGGUUUCCAUUCUCAACUGCAACCGGAAACCUUCGUUCCAUUUUCCCAACAACAAUUCCAGCGUAACCUCAUAGAAUCUCAACUAGUCUCUCUUCUUCACGGCUGCAACGAUGUCAACCAGCUCAGGCAAGUCCACGCUCACAUCAUCCGAAAGGGCCUCGAUCAAUGCUGCUUCGUUCUUGCCAAGUUCAUCCGAAUUCUCACCAAAUUCAAUGUCCCCAUGGAUCCUUAUCCUCGCCUCGUCUUUGAUCAAGUCCGUCGCCCGAAUCCAUUUCUUUGGACUGCAUUAAUUCGAGGUUACUCUCUCUGUGGCCCCUUUAGUGAGGCAGUUCCGCUAUAUAACUGUAUGAGGAAGGAAGGUACUAGCCCUGUUUCGUUCACUUUCUGUGCUCUCUUUAAGGCUUGUGGGACAACCCUUGAUUUCGAUUCUGGUAGGCAGUUGCAUUGCCAGACUAUUUUGAUAGGUGGGUUUGAAUCGGAUCUCUAUGUUGGUAACACUUUGAUCGAUAUGUAUUUGAAAUGUGGAUUUUUGGAAUAUGGACGACGGAUGUUUGAUGAAAUGAUUGACAGAGAUGUGAUAUCGUGGACAUCGUUGAUAGUUGCUUAUGCUAAGAGUGGAGAUAUGGAAGUUGCAGGAGAAUUGUUUGAUGGGUUGCCUGAGAAGGAUAUGGUGGUGUGGACUGCAAUGGUUACAGGCUAUACCCAAAAUGCAAGACCAAAGGAGGCAUUGAGAUUGUUUGAGAGAAUGUGGGAGGCCGGUGUGGAAACAGAUGAAGUGACGUUGGUGGGUGUUAUUUCUGCUUGUGCCCAAUUAGGUGCUGGGAAGUACGCUAGAUGGAUCCGGAAUGUUGCUGUGCACACGGGGCUUGAUCCGACCACAAAUGUUGUUGUGGGCUCCGCUCUGAUUGACAUGUAUUCCAAGUGUGGCAGCGUGGAUGAAGCAUAUCAGGUGUUUGAGAUGAUGAGGGAGAGAAAUGUGUAUUCUUACACUGCAAUGAUCGUGGGGUUUGCAAUGCAUGGGCAGGCUGAUGCUGCAAUGAGGUUGUUCCAUGAGAUGGAGCAGACAGAGACGAGGCCAAAUAGAGUUACAUUCAUUGGGGUCCUCACUGCAUGCAGCCAUGCAGGGCUUGUUGAACAAGGGCUGCAUUUGUUUGCAAGCAUGCAGGAAGUUUAUGGGAUCACACCUUCAGCUGACCACUAUGCAUGCAUGGUAGAUCUUCUUGGUCGUGCUGGGCACUUAGAAGAAGCCUAUGAGCUUGUUAAAACAAUGGAAAUUGAGCCCCAUGGUGGUGUGUGGGGAGCAUUACUUGGAGCAUGUCGUAUACAUGGGAAUCCUGAUAUUGCUGAGAUUGCUGUCGGCCAUCUGUUUGAGCUUGAACCAAAUGGUAUUGGAAAUUAUGUAUUGCUUUCCAACAUUUAUGCAUCAGCUGGAAGAUGGGAUGAUGUUUCACGUGUGAGAAAGUUGAUAAGAAAGAAAGGUAUGAAAAAGAAUCCUGCAUGCAGCUGGGUAGAAGCAAACAAUGGAGUAAUUCAUGAAUUCUUUGCGGAUGACAUGACUCAUCCAAGGUCUAAUGAGAUCAAACAAGCUUUAGAGGAACUUUUGGAAAGAUUAAAGCUUGCUGGGUACAAACCAAACAUCACCUCUGUAGUUUAUGAUGUGAGUGACAAUGAGAAAGAGCAGUUGCUAAUGAGGCAUAGUGAAAAGUUGGCUUUAGUGUUUGGGCUACUAACUACUAGUGCUGGCAGCUCCAUUCGGAUUGUGAAGAACCUAAGGAUAUGUGAGGACUGUCACUCAUUUAUGCGUAGUGUGUCUGGGAUCACAAGGAGGGAGAUUGUAGUUAGGGAUAACAUGAGGUUCCAUCAUUUCCGAGAUGGAUUGUGCUCCUGCAGUAAUUUCUGGUGAUUGAAGCAGAACUUCCAACUCCAUCAGAGGUGUUGGACUACCCUACUUAAGUUAUUCCUUAGUGUAACAUAAAAUUAUCUUCUGGCCAAUUGUUGCAUGUGCUAAUCCAAGCUGAUCAUCUCAAAUUGAUUGGUACUCCUACUUUCACUGAACCAGAAAAAGGUCCUAUCAUUCAUCAAUAACCCAUUCUUUAUAAUAUGGCCUGCUCA